CGUGCGCUCGGGGAGUGCGGGGGAGUGUGUUUGUGUGUGUGCGUGUGGGUGUGAGUGCCUGGCUCGCUCUCGCGGAGACACACACGCGCGCGCGCACACGCACACGCACACACAACCCGGCUGGCUCGUCUGAACUUGAAGACACCCCACAUUCCGAGAUGCCCCAGGCCCCUGGGAAUGCCCGGGGUUGCUCGAUCUGGAGAAUCCUACCGGCGUCUUCCUAGGGGGGAAUUAUCUUUUCCUUGUUGUUGUUGUUGUUGUUGUUGUUUUAACCUGGAGGAGAAGAGAACAAGUUGUGCUUUUUCCUCCCUUCUCUUCGCUGAAUGCCAUGGAUAUAACAGAAUAAGCGGCUCAGGGAUCUCCCCGCGCGGACGUCCGAGGCCACCAUCUGCCUGCGUUCGCCGGAGCCGGAGGGCUUAGCUCGAGCCCGUCUCGGGCGGGGAAGGAUGCGUGGCCGAGCCGGGGAGCCCGGGCGCCCCGCGGAGCCGGCCUCGGAGCCUCCCAGCCGGGGGUAGAUGCUGCCUCGCCCAGGCGCCGUGGCCUGAGUGACCAGACCAUGGAGACCCUGCUUGGUGGCCUGCUGGCGUUUGGCAUGGCGUUUGCCGUGGUCGACGCCUGCCCCAAGUACUGCGUCUGCCAGAACCUGUCUGAGUCACUGGGGACCCUCUGCCCUUCUAAAGGGCUGCUCUUCGUGCCCCCUGACAUCGACCGGCGGACAGUGGAGCUGCGUCUAGGGGGCAACUUCAUCAUCCACAUCGGCCGCCAGGACUUCGCCAACAUGACGGGGCUGGUGGACCUAACCCUGUCGAGAAACACCAUCAGCCACAUCCAGCCCUUCUCCUUCCUGGACCUCGAGAGCCUCCGCUCCCUGCACCUUGACAGCAACCGGCUGCCCAGCCUUGGGGAGGACACCCUGAGGGGCCUGGUCAACCUGCAGCACCUCAUUGUGAACAACAACCAGCUGGGCGGCAUUGCGGACGAGGCCUUCGAGGACUUCCUGCUGACUCUGGAGGACCUGGACCUGUCUUACAACAACCUGCAUGGCCUGCCCUGGGGCUCUGUGCGGCGCAUGGUCAACCUCCACCAGCUGAGCCUGGACCACAACCUGCUCGACCACAUCGCCGAGGGCACCUUUGCCGACCUGCAGAAACUGGCGCGCCUGGACCUCACCUCCAACCGGCUCCAGAAGCUGCCCCCAGACCCCAUCUUCGCCCGCUCCCAGGCCUCCGCCCUGACCGCCACGCCCUUUGCUCCAGCCUUGUCCUUUAGCUUUGGAGGGAACCCGCUGCACUGCAACUGUGAGCUGCUCUGGCUGCGGAGGCUCGAGCGGGACGAUGACCUGGAGACCUGUGGCUCCCCAGGGGGCCUCAAGGGCCGCUACUUCUGGCACGUCCGCGAGGAGGAGUUCGUGUGCGAGCCGCCUCUCAUCACCCAGCACACGCACAAGCUGCUGGUUCUGGAGGGCCAGGCGGCCACGCUCAAGUGCAAGGCCAUUGGGGACCCCAGCCCCCUCAUCCACUGGGUGGCCCCCGAUGACCGCCUGGUGGGGAACUCCUCAAGGACCGCCGUGUAUGACAACGGCACCCUGGACAUCCUCAUCACCACGUCUCAGGACAGCGGUGCCUUCACCUGCAUUGCAGCCAACGCCGCCGGGGAGGCCACGGCCAUGGUGGAAGUCUCCAUCAUCCAGCUGCCACACCUCAGCAACAGCACCAGCCGCACUGCUCCCCCCAAGUCCCGCCUCUCUGAUAUCACCGGCUCCAGCAAAACCAGCCGGGGAGGCGGAGGCAGUGGAGGCGGGGAGCCUCCCAAAAGCCCCCCGGAGCGGGCUGUGCUUGUGUCCGAUGUGACUACCACCUCCGCCCUGGUCAAGUGGUCGGUCAGCAAGUCAGCGCCGCGUGUGAAGAUGUACCAGCUGCAGUACAACUGCUCCGACGAUGAGGUACUGAUUUACAGGAUGAUCCCAGCCUCCAACAAAGCCUUCGUGGUCAACAACCUGGUGUCAGGAACCGGCUACGACCUGUGUGUGCUGGCCAUGUGGGACGACACAGCCACGACGCUCACGGCCACCAACAUCGUGGGCUGCGCGCAGUUCUUCACCAAGGCUGACUACCCGCAGUGCCAGUCGAUGCACAGCCAGAUCCUGGGUGGCACCAUGAUCCUGGUCAUCGGCGGGAUCAUUGUGGCCACGCUACUGGUCUUCAUUGUCAUCCUCAUGGUGCGCUACAAGGUCUGCAACCAGGAGGCCCCGGGCAAGCUGGCGGCUGCGGCAGUCAGCAAUGUGCACUCGCAGACCAACGGGGCCCCACCACCCGCUCUGGCCAGCGCGCCCAGUGGGGCCCCUGUGCAGGGGCCACCCAAGGUGGUGGUGCGUAAUGAACUCGUGCAGUUCAGUGCCAGCCUGGCCCGGGGCAGCGACUCCUCUUCCUCCAGCUCCCUGGGCAGCGGGGAGGCCGCAGGGCUGGGACGGGGCCCCUGGAGGCUCCCACCCCCAGCCCCCCGCCCCAAGCCUAACCUUGACCGCCUGAUGGGGGCCUUUGCCUCCCUGGACCUCAAGAGCCAGAGAAAGGAGGAGCUACUGGACUCCAGGACUCCAGGCGGGAGAGGGUCUGGGACAUCAGCCAGGGGCCACCAUUCGGACCGAGAGCCACUGCUGGGGCCACCCGCGGCCCGAGCCAGGAGCCUGCUCCCCUUGCCCCUGGAGGGCAAGGCCAAGCGCAGCCACUCUUUUGACAUGGGGGACUUUGCAGCCGCAGCCGCCGCAGCCGGAGGGGUGGCCCCUGGUGGCUACAGCCCCCCUCGGAGGGUCUCGAACAUCUGGACAAAGCGCAGCCUCUCUGUCAAUGGCAUGCUCUUGCCCUUUGAGGAGAGUGACCUGGUGGGGGCCCGGGGAACUUUUGGCAGUUCCGAGUGGGUGAUGGAGAGCACAGUGUAGGCCUGGGGAGGGGGCUUCCUCCUCCCGCUCACCCUUGCAGGGUGGAUGAAGGGGAAAGAACUGUACUGGCAAGUCUUUGUGGAGUUUCCAUGGUGAUGUUUACAUCUAGGGACAGUUUCGUCUCCCUCAACGCCCCCCUCAACACACCCACACCACCUUCCAGGCCUGUCCCCCACCACCCAGCUGGGGUGUGCUCAGGGAAAGCGGACUCGAUCGCUAAAAUGUCGGACUGAGCCCUGAGUGCUCGGAAAGGCGGACUCCCUCCUUUCUGAUCACGAAUGUAGCGUGUAAGCAAGCGGCUUUGGAGUGCUUAUGGUUCCAACGUUGCUUUUAUUUCCUAAUUUAUUUUUCCCACUUCCCAGACUCCUCCUCUUCAUUCACACAGAUCAUGGAGAAUUUACUCUUCAUGUGACAGCGGGUUCCCAGGAGCCGUGCUAGUGGGAGAUUAUUGUCUGUUGACAAGAGAAGGUGAUGAUUCUGGUUCCAUGCUUGUUUGGAGGGAAGGCUGUGGCAUCUCCAGCCCAGACUCCCCAUUAUUCCCAACCGUCCACAUGCUUGGGAGGGAUGGGCAACCACCCCCACACCUCACCCAGCUUCCUCUGCUCAAACGUCAUGUCCCAUACCCAUCACAUCAGCCUGAGCCAGAAGGGUAACUGCCAGGACUUCUUAUGUAUGGGAAAGGGAUGAGGACAUAAAGGAUGUUCACUUUUGGAAUUGCUGUAGGAUUUUUACUUCUUUGGGGGGAAGCUGGGGCAGAAAGUCCCCAUGAACCUGUGGCAGGCUAAGAGGGCUUCUCCUGAGGAAAGCAGAGGGGGGUGACUGGACUUGGAGUCCAAAGCUCUCAGUUUGGGUCCCAGAGCCACUACUGAAUAACCAGCUGAACACAUUGGGCAAGACCCUUUCCCUCUUUGGACCUCAGUCUCUUAAUUCACAAAAUACUGGAUUGUACCUGGUCUUGGAUUCCCUUCAAGUUCUAAGGAUUAACGAACUCUUCCAUGAAUCUAGGUGUUACGGUUUCCAGAUCAGCAGUACCAGUGGCACAAGCUGGUAAAGCAUCCCUCUUCUUCUGACUGGACACAGAAGGAGAAUUCUAGAGGUUUUGGAGGGGGAAACCGGAAUCUUUAUACAAUGGUAGAGUUUUUGAAGUUUGAAGAGGUGUUUGCAAUCAUGUCAUCCUUAACCCUCUCUCCCUCCCCACUGCCCCAGAGUAUAAACGACUUGCCCAACAUCACACAGGGAGUUAGGGACCAAAUCAGGGUAGGUGCAAAGGCCACCUCCUGGGAUGGUGUUUGGGAUUCAUUAUGUUGUCUUCACCCUGGCUCGGACAUUUCUGUGUGCAAAGUCCAUCCUUUGUGCCUGAGGAAGGUGGCUCAGGGUGGGACAUGGGCGAUGCCUCUCCUAGACGCCAGCUUUGAUGAGGAUCCAUACAUAGAAAUGACAGAUGGCAAUGAGAGGGCUCCCAUGGGUUCCUUUCUAUUGGAGGAUUAACCCUAUACCCCAGACCAUGUCAAGAGGGGGCAGAGGAGACAUGGGCAAGGAGAAACUGUUUUAGAAGCACCUGGAGGGCUUUCCCCUGCAUCUCUGUCUCUCCCAGUCUCUGUCUCUUCCAGAUCUCUCCUCACUGCCGACAUACUACCUCUCCCUCAGUUUCCCCAACCCAUUCUUUGCUCUUCUGAGUCUGUGCCAUUGAACUCUAGCUUCUCUCCUAUUCUUCUCCCUCCUUCCGCUUGCCAACCACACCGCAUACCACAUCCAGGUGAGUCCCAGUCCCCUUGUGCUGAAGGGUUCUGAUGGGCUCGGGCCUGAAGCUGAGGUGGUGGCCCCCAACCCCCACCUGGAACAUACAAGGAGCUGAUGGGGAACUGUCUAUGCAGGACUGCCUUCUGGCUCCAGUUCAGAAGGCCUGGAGCCUCCAAAUCCCUUGUCUUUAUCCUUCUUCCUCCCACCCCCCUGCCUCCUCUCACCUUCCCUCCGCUCUCCUGUCUUCAUUCUUGGUCUUCCUAUGACCCUCUGCCUUUCCCAAUCCCUUUCUGGUCCUGACAGUCUUCAGCAGCCCAGGCCAGUCUCUUCCUGAGAACAGUUAAUUUCCCAGGCUAGUCCCUGAGCCAGAACACAGGCCUACCCCAGUCAUGGUGGCAGCCACGGAAUUGGGCGACUUAAACAGAAAUCUCUCUCUCCCUCCUUCCCUCUUUCCUCGCCCCAGCUUCUCUUCUCUCCUUUUCCUCCCUGUCCUUUUCUCCUUCAGUCUUUCUAAAUGUAGCCAUUGAGGAAGUAACCCCAAAUGUAGCCAUUGAGGAAGGGACCUGACCUUUCUUUUUGCCUUUGGGUUCGGACACCCAGAAGGAAAUGGUGGACACCAGAAGGGGAGGAACCAACCGUAUAUUCUGGUCAGUGGCCCCGAGCUCUGUCAUGACAUGAUAUGUACUUGCACUUGUAUUUUUCAUGUUUCUGACUCAGAAUUCUGGAAAGCAACAUCCAUGUGGUCAGAAUAAAAUUGCCAACUUUCUUUGCUAAAAAAAAAAAAAAAAAA
Molecule: messenger RNA, 5465 nt
Organism: Canis lupus familiaris (dog)
Lineage: Eukaryota; Metazoa; Chordata; Mammalia; Carnivora; Canidae
Gene: LRFN2
Product: leucine rich repeat and fibronectin type III domain containing 2
Exons: 3
Coding region: 557-2935 (792 amino acids)
Cellular component (GO): cell surface; postsynaptic density membrane
Molecular function (GO): protein binding
Source: RefSeq, a predicted model, not a curated record